Messenger RNA from Myotis lucifugus (little brown bat), 974 nucleotides. RefSeq names its product tropomodulin-2-like. Gene Ontology annotation, cellular component: striated muscle thin filament; myofibril. Lineage: Eukaryota; Metazoa; Chordata; Mammalia; Chiroptera; Vespertilionidae. Gene Ontology annotation, biological process: muscle contraction; myofibril assembly; pointed-end actin filament capping. The record is from RefSeq and is a predicted model, not a curated record. Gene Ontology annotation, molecular function: tropomyosin binding.
UCUAAGAAACCAUGGCACUCCCUUUUCGAAAAGACUUGGAGAAAUAUAAGAACAUUGAUGAAGAUGAGCUUUUUGGAAAACUCUCAGAAGAGGAACUGAAACACUUGGAAAAUGUUCUUGAUGACCUAGAUCCCAAGAGUGCCCUGCUACCAGCUGGAUUCCAACAGAAAGACCAGACACAGAAAACCGCCACUGGACCGUUUGGCUGUGAGCACCUCCUCAUGUACCUGGAGAAGGAGGCUUUGGAACAGAAAGACAGGGAAGACUUUGUGCCUUUCACUGAAGAAAAGAAAGAGAGAGUCUUUAUCCCCAAAGAAAACCCCAUAGAAAUGCGUAAAGACAAAGUAACCCUUGAUCCAGACCUGGAAGAAACUUUGGCCAGUGCCUCCGACACUGAACUCUACGAUCUUGCAGCUGUUCUUGGAGUACACAAUUUACUCAAACCAAAGUUUGAUGAAAAAACACCCAACACUAAAGGUGGCAAAGGGCCUGUGAGAAAUGUGGUCAAAGGUGAAAAGGUCAAGCCUGUACAUGAGGAACCACACAACCCCACAAAUGUGGAAGUAAGUCUGCAGCAGAUGAAAGCCAACAAUCCCAGCUUCCAAGAAGUUAAUCUCAACAACAUUAAGGCUUUUGUAGAUAAGCUGAAAGUAAACAAGACCUUGAAAAGUCUAAACAUAGAAUCCAAUUUUAAAACUGGAGCUGAUUCCGAAACCGGUUUGGCUCAGUGGAUAGAGCGUCAGCCUGAAAAAGACACCUUGACAGAAAUCAAGAUCGAUAAUCAGAGACAGCAGUUGGGAACAGCUGUAGAGAUGGAACUUGCCCAGAUGCUCAAGGAUAAUUCAAGGAUCCUUAAAUUUGGAUAUCAGUUUACCAAGCAAGGGCCACGAACAAGGGUGGCAGCUGCCAUCACAAAGAAUAAUGACCUGGUUUGUAAAAAACGAUUGAAGGAGACUGAAAGUAAAUUUCUAUGA